CCGCCCUUGCCUGCAGCGGCGCUGAGGUCUGUUGCUUAGUAGACUGAUGAGGCUCAAGAGCUCUACACUGUAGACUGUAGAUUACAGUGGUGAGCUUUUAGGUACAGUGAAUUCGUGAGUGUUUGUGGGGCAGGAUUCUAGAAAGCCUCAGGCAAGCAUGGCUGCCUCCAAGCUCCGCGUUUGCCAGCUCUGCGCCCGCAAGGGCCUGCGGGGCUGUGGCAAGGGAUGCCUAGGAAAAUGGCGGGCUUUUGAUUAACGUGUCUGCUUUAGAGGUGCUUUUGCUUGCGAAGGGCGCAUAUUGGAAGUGAGAGCGGGCAGGGGAGGAAGAUAGGUAUUGUUGAACGUCGCUAACAGUGUUGGCAAAUGAAGGCAUCUAAGAUCCAAAGCGAUGGGGUCGCUUGACCCUGGUGCUUGCCAGAGCGCGAGAGCUAGAUUGGAAAAGAAUACCCGAGAUUUUGGAGCUGACUCUGACCUGCACUCCUGGUGGGGAGACUGUCUAUUUCAUGUGCCCGUGCAUAGGGUCAGUCUGAAUGUUGAGUUUCAACUUCAGGCGCGUCUUUGUGGAGCGCAUCUUUAAAACAUCAUGAAGGAUCAAUGCAAUAAAUUCACGAAGCUGGUUUACCUAAGCUAAGAUGUCAAGUCAAGUCCUGAAGAGCUUUUCUUUGGUCACCUGAGGCUUGGCCGCGGAGCAUUUCCAAAGAAGUCUGAUAGGCGGGAGGCAAACACAAUUGUUCCAACUCAGAGUGUUGGCGGCUCAUCAAAUGCAUUUGCUGAUGACAGCAGGAGCAGUGACGCAGGGCAAUUUGGUUUGACAGCAGGUAUACGUGCAUUUGUCAAUCCUAGCGAGCGAACUAAGGAGGCAGAAUCGAAUCUAGAGGAGAUACGCUCGAACUGUGCGAGGGGCAUGGAGAAGAAUCAGGACGGCGAGUUUGAGACUGAGCCUGCCUCCGAAGGACAGGCUCCCCUAGCAACCCUCAAUGUAGCAGACUACCUUCCAAAUUUUAAGCCUGCAAAGAGCGAGCUGCUGCAACGCUGGUUUAGAGGUGGGGCCCUUUCAGUCAAAGGAGAAGAGCAGGAGCAGAUGAAGGACAAGCUACUAGCAUUUGUCCAAGGAGACGACAGGAGGGGUGAGGUACACUCGUCAAAAGAUGAUUCUUUACAAGGAAAUGGUUCACUCAACGUUGAGUGCGAGGCACAGGGCGAGCAAGGGGACAGACCGGGAUGCAAGGAAGAGAUGGAUGGGGAGAGGUCUUCCAGGGCUCCUCCAUGGACAAAGGAGGAGGACGAGAAGCUGAGCAGCCUGGUGCAAGUCCAUGGUACCAAGACCUGGGCUUUCAUAUCCAAACAGUUCAGCAACAGGAAUGGCAAGCAGUGCCGCGAACGGUGGCAUAAUCACCUGAGUCCUGGCCUCAAGAAGGUAGACUGGACGCCUGAGGAAGAGCAGAAGCUCAUUCAAUUGCAUCUGCAAUUUGGGAAUCGAUGGGUUGAAAUUGCAAAGCACCUCCCAGGACGCAGUGAUAACGCUAUCAAGAAUCACUGGAACAGCACGGCUCGUCGUAAAGACGAGAAAUCAGCCAAGGCCACCAAGAGUGACAUCCUGAGGAACUACAUAUCUGCUUUGAGGGAUCCAGCCAGUGCUGCUAUGCUCACGGAACCUGCAGCGGAGGCUCCUUCAGCAAACUGCCUUCACUGGACCACGCUCCAACUGGACUCCUCUGACUCUAACCCCACCCGCGGCAUCACAACCCUUCGCAGUCAGAGCACACAGCCUGGCAGCCCUAGCAGCCCCCUGGAGUUGAAUGCCACCCUCAGUCUGGCCCCUGCUGGCAUGAUUGGGGGCCUGCAGGACACCCCCUGCAGGUCUGCUGUCGCAGGAGCGCUCUCUGUACUCCCUGCUGACUUCAUGGGACUUAAAGGGUCCCUUCUAAAUGAUGUCAGCGGCUUGCAGAGUUUGGCUGGGCUGGAGACCGGCAGCGCCCUCGAGAAGCUGCUGGCAAUGCAGCAGUUGCAGCAGUGGCAGGAGCACCAACGGCUCAAGCAGCAGCUAGAGCACCAGCAGCAGCAGGAUGCGCUCCUGCGCCAGCUCUAUGGCGCACUGCAGGAGGCGCAGCAUGCUCAGCAGAAGGCAGCGGAGCAGGCUCAGCAGGCGCAGCUGCUACAGCGCUUCCAGGAGAUGCAAGCGCAGCAGAAGCAGGCCGAGGCGCUUGACGGAGGCUGCCUCUCGCUCAACCUGGCGCAGACCAACGACCUCUCGCUCCCCCUGCCGCAAUCUGACGCGCACAAUAACCUGGAAGAGUCGUGGAAUACCGACAACGACCCCCUGCAGCUCCUCCUCGGCACCGAUUCCUCCCCCCCCAUGUGGAACAGCCGCCAGCCUGAGCCCCCCCUCUCAACGGUUGAGUCCGCCCCGGCGUUUGACUCCCUCUCCUAUGACCCCCCCGCUGCUGCGCACACGGAUCUCCUCUCCACUUUCAACUUCGAUCUGCUCAGCCCCCCGUCCAAUCCCACCUCAGGGCUUGAGCUCAGCACGCCAGCCCUCGAUCCCCAGUUGCAGAUCGGGGCGAACUCCAAUUCUUCCCCCCUACAGCCCGAGGCACAACACGAUUUCGCCUCGGUGCUCCUGCAGAACCCGUCCCCUCCCCCUCAGUUAUACUCCCAGGGACUGGGCGAGCUAGGGGAGGUGUUUCCGACCCCUGCGGCCGGGCAGAAGCGCGCCCGGGAGGAGUGGUCGGGGGAUUUGGCGCAGCCGGUGGUCAAGGCGGGGCCGCGCGGUCCGAUCCAGUGGCCGAAGGACGACGGCACCAACUUGCAGUCACGCUAUGCCCCGGGCAAGGAGGGCACGGGGCUGGAGGGCAUUCCGGGCGAGAGGAAAACGGGAGGCGUUGGAGGAAUGUACAAGAAGGGCAACUGUAUUGUGUUGACUGGGUUCAUUGGCCCCGGGCCGCUGGGACCCCCGGGGAUGACGGCCAAGAAGCCGGCGGGCGUGGCGCGGCCGGCGGGCAACUUGGCGGUGCCAGCAUGAUGCGAAGGCAGGCGGUCUUUAUUGUGCUUUACGCGGGUUGUACUAGAGAGCAAGGUGUCUCUGCAGUAUUGUGUGUGUGCGUUUCCGUUUGUAGUGUAAUGCGCAGGGCGGGUUAGCGAGGAGGUAUACAAAUUGGUCUUGUAGGAGUGUUUGAGGGUGGUGAGAGUAAUUUCGACUCGAAAGGGAAUAAUGUCUGGUGGGGCUUUGGUCAAUGGAUUUCUGAGUUAUUGUUAGGUCUUCUUAGGAGAGACACGAAAGACACAACCAGCCCGUCUAGUUUGCAUGCAAUUGUUAGGUUUGGAUGAAGUGGAGGGACGCGAGGCCACAACAAUAUGAGUGUGGUUCAAGGACAGAACGUACAACUCAACAGUGACUUGUAAGUCUAGUAGGGAGUGGAUGAUAAAGCCUGUUAUACGUAUCCACCUCUGAACGCUGGCUUUGGAUAGGAUCAUUGCCACAUUAGUAAUCUAGUAUCCAUUAGGGACUCUCUCUCUAUUGGGACUCGAGAUUCUUGGAACAUCACUGUGACUAGUGCGGUCGAUGCAUGGGGAGAUAGCUUUCAACUGUUGGGGGUACCUACAACGAGCUUAGCAUAUGAUGCUAGAAAUAGCUGCUGUGUAGUGCAACAACCCAGGCCUUAAUAGCUAUUGUUAGCACCCAGGCUCGAUAUCCGAUUAUUAUUUGUCUAGUGAUCAUUAGGCCGGGACACGUUUGGAAAUCUGUUAGACUCGUUGAAUUCGACUUUGUCGAUCUGGUCAACCAGACAAUGUCUAGGAUAUCAGAUGUCGUUCUGGGCAUCCAUGCUCUGUUUGCAAUUUGUGCGAUG
This is a messenger RNA of Klebsormidium nitens, 3848 nucleotides long. NCBI's taxonomy places the organism in Eukaryota, Viridiplantae, Streptophyta, Klebsormidiophyceae, Klebsormidiales, Klebsormidiaceae. The record is from the annotation of a GenBank genome assembly.